UCACAUCACAGACACACACACAGAGUUUGCAAAGGACGGAAAAUAAUCUAAGAUCCACACGAUUUUAACCUAAAAAAUUAAUCCUAAUUUUAAAAAGUGGGUGCAACUCGUGUCUCUGUCCAACGGAAACAGUGGGCGUAACAAAAGAGUUUUAAAACAAAAUGGCGCUUAAGCGGAUCAAUAAGGAACUGCAAGACCUCGGCCGCGACCCCCCCGCUCAGUGCUCCGCCGGACCCGUGGGAGAUGAUUUAUUCCACUGGCAAGCAACAAUCAUGGGACCCCCCGACUCCCCGUACCAAGGCGGGGUAUUUUUCUUGUCGAUCCACUUUCCGACGGACUACCCCUUCAAACCGCCCAAGGUUUCCUUCACGACGCGAAUCUACCACCCAAACAUCAACUCGAACGGAAGCAUCUGCCUCGACAUCCUGAGGUCACAGUGGAGCCCCGCGCUCACCAUUAGCAAAGUCCUCUUGUCAAUCUGCUCUUUACUGUGCGAUCCGAACCCUGACGACCCAUUGGUCCCGGAAAUCGCGCGAAUAUACAAAACCGACCGCGAUAAGUAUAACGAAUUGGCUCGAGAGUGGACCCGAAAGUACGCAAUGUGAAGAUUUAAUUUGUCCGCUUUUAAAAAGAAGAAGAGAAAGAAGAACGUGUCUGGUUGUCAUGGUGAUUUUGAGUAUAUAUAACAAAAUUCUUUU
Messenger RNA from Folsomia candida, 698 nucleotides. RefSeq names its product ubiquitin-conjugating enzyme E2-17 kDa (gene eff). Gene Ontology annotation, molecular function: ubiquitin conjugating enzyme activity. Gene Ontology annotation, cellular component: nucleus. Lineage: Eukaryota; Metazoa; Arthropoda; Collembola; Entomobryomorpha; Isotomidae. Gene Ontology annotation, biological process: ubiquitin-dependent protein catabolic process; protein polyubiquitination. The coding region runs from base 162 to 605 and encodes 147 amino acids. The transcript is spliced from 6 exons. The record is from RefSeq and is a predicted model, not a curated record.